Messenger RNA from Rhipicephalus sanguineus (brown dog tick), 6469 nucleotides. RefSeq lists its product as uncharacterized. The transcript has 6 exons. Lineage: Eukaryota; Metazoa; Arthropoda; Arachnida; Ixodida; Ixodidae. Bases 86 to 769 code for a protein of 227 amino acids. The record is from RefSeq and is a predicted model, not a curated record.
CAGUGUAUUUUGUAAUGUAACGCGUUGCAGGCGGCCUAAGCAGCCUAAGUGGUCACUUGACAAACUUUAGCUGCGUCGUGCCAUCAUGUAUACGGAGUGUGGACGUAUUUGUGGCUGCGUCCUGCUUUUCCUGAUUUUUGGAAGCUGCAGCGCACAGAUCGGCAGCAAAUGCACAUUCCUUAGCUGUCGCUUCGCCAGGCACGCUGCUUGCGAUGCCAACAAUAUCUGCCGGUGCAAGCCGGACUACCCUGUGCAGGUGUCACCGCUCAAGUGCGCAAAAGCACGACGAAAUCUGGAGGUGUGCACUGACAGCAAAGAAUGCACCGUUACAGAUGCAAAUAUGUACUGCUCUCAAACGUCAUCGCAGAGUCGUUGCGAGUGCCAUAUUGAUUUCACCUAUAACGAAGAGUCAAGAUCCUGUGAACCUUUGAAGCUUCCUCCCGUGGCACCAGACAUUCUUUUGCCCAUGGCUGUGGGUGUUUCAGUAGCACUGUCCAGCAUGCUCUGCUGCUUCCUUGCCCUGUGGCGACUUUGUAAACGGGCCAACAAUAACUUCCUGAGCAGUUUACAAACCAGUGGCAGUGUAAAUUCAAGAGCGACACGGGAGCACACGCCUGUCCGGACGCAGGACUCGUGGAGUUCCGAUACGUUGCCUUCAUACGAAGCAGCAGUGUCGCUAAAGAGGCCAUCAUCGUCUCAAGAAGACCCUCCACCACCAUACAGUGAAGCUGUUACACUGCAACUACCCUUGUCUGAAACAAAAGUGUGACCACGGUGCUUCUACUGACAAGUCUGGAUCCUUCCCAAGCGUUGCUGUAUCAAGCACAGGCCGGGCCAUAUUGGUCGCAUGGAUCUCUUCGGGCUGACAUAGAAUAACGAGACAACACAGAAUGCUCACUGCCGGUCUAAAAGUGAAUGCACCGGACAGCUGCCUGCCAUGGGUGCCUCUGUGUCUUGUCAGCGGCUCGUGGAAACUUACGGCCAAUCAUUCCACUACUGCAAGUGGCAUGGAACUUCCCAGCAAUGUCAUCUGCAAACGGGGAGAGAAACUUUACGAUUUUAAGUGACUCGCCAGCUUUGACCUUGUUUUAUGUAAAUUGACAGUGAGCCGACGUUAUGCACAGGCAAGGAGUGUCCAAUCGUGGUAUAGUAUGACAGUGUAGUGGCCUUACUGAGUUGUUAAUUGCAUUGUACCAUUGGCUGGCUGUAGCACACACUUUCCGUUUACAAGUAGCACAGUUUUUUGUUCUCCAUUCGAAUCAGCAAGAAUGGAACAGUACAGCUUUACUGGUAUAUUUUGCACAGGCUCGUAGGAAGUGAUGUUAACCAAGAUACUAUGUGAAUUUUGUACAGUAGAGCUUCUCCAGGUUUGUUUCUAUAGCAGCCCCUGCCUUUAUGCGUGAAACUUGUGGAUCGGUCAAGCCUACAUGUAGCCAGCGCAAUCGUCACAGUGAUUGUACUGGUGUAUCACUCCUGUUUUAACUUUGGACCAGGCUUCAGGAUGUGGACUUUACGAAACCAGAUCGAAACUGACAAGAAUUUCCUUUGAAAUGCAAAAUUAGUAACGUAAAAACAGGCGGGUGUUCUAGGAAGGCCUUACUGGCAGCCUUUCACUUCAGGGAUGCAAAUUCACCAUUAGCAGUGCAUAUGCUCGCAGUGUGGUCAUGCUGUUGGAAGUUUCAGUAGUGUCAAAGCAUUUAAUGCCUGUUUGUUUCAAGCAAAACAAGUUAUCAAACCCAUUAUCUCCACCGCAUUUUGAAAUUUAUCAUGCGAGACAUGAAAGGAACUUGUAUUGCAUGUGAUCAGGUAACUGAAGAUUAUUGAGAGGUAAGCCCCACCACGGUGGUCUAGUGGUUAUGGCACUCGACUGCCGACCCGAAAGUCGCGGGAUUGAAUCCCGGCCGCGGUGGCUGCAUUUUCGAUGGAGGCGAUAAUGUUUGAGGCCGUGUAAUUAGAUUUAGGUGCACAUUAAAGAACCCCAGGUGGUCGAAAUUUCCAGAGCCCUCCACUAAGGUGUCCCUCAUAAUCAUAUCAUGGUUUUGGGAUGUUAGACCCGAGAUAUUAUUAUUAUUGAUAGAUAAGCAAGUACAGUGGCACGAACUGUAAUAAAUUCGAAAAAUAUGCAUUUGAUAUAUUACAGUCACAGGGGAUAAAAAACAGGCAAGAACUUAAGUGGCCACACAACUUAACUGCUUAUCACUUUGAUAAAGCGAUAAGGAAUCUCUGAAAAGAAAGCCUACCACAUCCGGCUUGCUUAUUGAUAUCAGACGGAAAACUAAGGGGAAUGGAGAAUGUCAUUUCGUUUGCAGUGUUCGGAGGAACUCUGCGGUGUAAGUAAAAGAGGACAGAACAUGCACCAAGUCAGUUUGCACCUGUUCACUACUUUCAAGAAAAUACUGCUUUGAGCAUGCAAAUAUCCGGCUGUCAGUCUCAGUGCCAUAGGUUGGCAUCAAACAAGUCUUGCUGAACUGUCUUUGUUUGUGAUAGCUGAGCACACACUUAUGUGGAACUGUUGUAAAUGGGCUCGGCUGCGCUAGUGCACUCCAAGGUGCACUCCAAAGCACUUUACUACAGUAAUGCGGGGUUUAAAAAGAUAGAGCCGCAAGGCUGCAAAGGGACCAUUGAAGCUUGCAAAUCAGUCUGCAGUUCUCGUGUGGGAAGUUGUUAUAUUGGUCAGGCUUUGAUCGAAAUAUGGCAGCAUUCUGUUUCGUAAGUAAGUGUGCCACAUCAGCGGGUUGAAUGCAGAUAUACCAUGUUCCUCUUUGCUUGCAUGCUAAGCAAAGUCACCGCAACGGACUCAUAAUUGCGGAAAAUGUAUUUAUUGUCUUUUUAUUUUUUAGUGGUACUAUACUAGUAGUAGCAUGCGUGUGGAUUUUUCAUCUGAAAUGUGUGUAUGUGCAUGUGUGUGUGUAUAUAUGGUAUACUUCUAGCAAACAUUCUUGUAUUGGUGAUCAACUGUGCGUGAACACUAAUGUGAAGAGUUAUUGGUAGCUUCACUUUCCUAGGCACAUUCUUAGACAUUCCAUUUUGCUGUCAGGCAGAACAUGUGCAAAGAAGCAAUCCUAUUCAGCACAUUUGAUAAGACAGAACAGUUACAUUCUACAAGCAUAUUCACUGAAAAUUGCCUUUAAAGUAAGGGUGUGCGAAUAGUGAAAUGUUAUCUCGAAUCGAAUUCGAAUAGAAUAGUGCCGAAUAGUGGCCAAAAAUGUCGAAUAUCGAAUCGAAUAUCGAAUACAAAGCAUUUUGUUGAAAAUUCAAAGAAAGAAGAACGGUAAUGCUGCGCUUCAUCGUCAUGAGUGCUCUGGGCCCAAAAAUCUUCGGCUGCCUGUUGACAGCAGCGUUUUAUUUGCGCGCCGGAACGAUGGGAGUUUCUGAUCGAGUGGCGCGGUGCAGCAGUGGCGAUCGCACAGCGUGAACAAAUUUUCAUAUGUCAAGCCAUUCAACGAGGGUUUCGCGGGCCAAAUUCGGGACGUUUACAGACACGAACUUUGCAAGAAGUCCGUGUCUUCGUUUCGGAAGCGAAGUUGUGAACGGCUUGAUAGUUCUCGAAUGUGUUCUUUUUGUUUACGGAAAUGGCAUAAUCUCCUUUAAAAUAAACUUGUGGUCACUUUAAGCCAGGAUAUCGGUGCAAGUUUUAACGAAAGGUGUACUGUAAAGGUGUUAGCGUUAGUUUUAGCUACUCCACCCUAACCAAGUUGCACAGUUGGCCUUUGUCGCGUUUUAGAUAUUCGUCUUAUCGAAUUAUUCGAUUAGGUGUUGUUCGAUUUGAAUUCGAAACUUGAAUAUCCACACACCCCUACUUUAAAGCAGUUAUAAGCCAAUAUAUCUGCUGACAACUCCUGUGCAUGCCAGCUUAAUAAAUGUGCAGUUACGUACGGCAUGGCAGCAAUCCAUUGUGGGUAAAACACUAUCAAAGAAGCAGCAAGAGCAUCGUGGACUGUUGCUUUGCAGGCAACACACUGGAUCUGUACAAAAGCAGAUCUCUUGAGCCAACAUACAGAGCACGUACUUCAUAUUCACUACCCGUUCUAGCAUACAUGACGAACCACAUUGUAACAGUUUUUUACGUGCAGCAAGCUAAAACUAGACUAGAAUUGGACUUUUUUUUUAUUCGGCACUUCGAAGUAAAAUUUGGUGCAAAGUAUAUGGAUUUCUGUAUAAUUCGUUGCAAGGGAUACUUCAUAACAGUACAUCUUCUUCAACAGGUGUGCUUUCUGUGAGAUUCGAGUUAAUAUUGGCCUUUACAAGGCAGCAAGAGGUGAAAAUUAGGCAGCUCAAUUACAGCAAAGGCACUUUAGAAUCCUCUUGAAUUCUGGACGCUCUUGACGUUAGGUUUCCUCUUUGUUGCUUUCAGUUUCUAUAAAGAAAUAAUUCAGUGCACCUCACUGUAACGGGUACUCCAUACUUGCUCAAGGUGCUCCUUACCGAAUUCAUUAAGUAGGACUUCCAACACAGUUGUUUGCUCAAGGUACGUCGGUGCCAUUCGCACGGCCUAUUGGCCUCCAAAAUAUGCCAAGUAAGCGUCUCUCACUGACUAGCGUGCGAACGGUGUGAUUUGCAUACUUGCAAUGACCAACGUUGCCAAUUUUUAAAAUUUUUAUCUUGAAGAUUUCACAAGCAGAUUGUGCCUGCAUUCGUGCCUACAUUUUAGAUGCCUUUUCGAGGGCUAAAAACGCACGAGAAAAAGAUUUUGUAGCCUUUUUUUUAACAGACUGACAGACUGGCACUUUACACCAAACGGGUUUGUACCACGUGAAUCCACGAGAUUAAUUGUACAUGUCUUCAGCACACUAUUUGCAUGCUGAUCGCUGUGGAGUAUUUUUCAGACACACCACGCAUGCGUCUUGUCGAAUCGUGGAGCAGAGACCAACAUUUAAGACUGACUAUGUGUAACACAUUACAUAUUUUGAUCUUUUUUUUUAUGGAAUGGUUCUUUACACCAUGUAUUUUAUAGAACAAUGUUGCUUAGGAGUGCCUGUGCCUGUAUGUACGUCACUGACAGCUUGCUGCUAUAGCGAUUUCUCAUUGCGCUUUGAGUGUUCAAUUUAAAAGGAUCUAAGUAGUUUUUGCUGAUAAUAGUGCGUGUUGCUAGGCUUGUGCGGAUAUUUGAGCGCUUUGGAUAUUUCAGUUAAUAUUACAGUAUUCGAAUUCACUUUGACAUGCAUUUCAAGUUUCCGAAAUUUUAAAGUAUUUGAAACUAACAAAUGUAAAUAUUUUACCGCAUGUAACUGGCCUGAAAAGGUGGUUUCAUUGGAGCGUGGGGUGCCAAUGCCAUGGCACCACCUAUUCAGGGGAAUGCCGCACUGCCGCAAAGCUAGGCUUCAAGGUUUAGGCGUGCAUGUUACUUGGACCCCAGUUCAUUUUGUUUUUUAAUCUUAAAGGGGUACUGACACCAUUUUUCAAAGCCGAGUUUACUCUGCCAUGCAGAUUUCCUGCACACAGAGACUGCUCUGAGCAAGUGUAAUGCUCAGGGAGCGUGGAUAUUUUAUUUUGACAAUAAAGUCAGUUUCCGUACGGCGCAAAUACAGACAUCGACACUAGUGCGACGUCAGGCUCAGUACCAAUUCCGGUGGCUUCAUGCACCACCAGUAUGGCUAGUUGUGAUGAUGUCAGGUACCAAAACAUACAAAAUGGCCUCUUGUGCAUCACCAACAGAGCCACAGAGCAGUGCUGCCAUAAAAACGUCGCGAUAUCUUGCACAAGCUUGAACAAAAAGCUAAUACUGUGUGGCGACGUCAGGGUACAGUGGCGACUGAAACUAGUUUUUAAAACAUGUAAUUAAUUUUUCAGGGCACACUCACGCAUACCACUACAUGCCCUUGUGGGCUUGGCCUUUCAUUCAACGCAAACAAACAACUGAAAUUUUUCGUGUCAGUACCCCUUUGGGUUAAGCACAUUGAAUUUUAAAGCUUAAUUUUACUGCUUAUAACUUGCAUCCUACCACUACUCAAAUCCCAUUACUAUUUGAAUUCACUUCGAAACUAUGCGGUACUACUUACCAUUGGCUUCAACUUAGCGUUGAACCAAGUAAGUGAUAUUUGUACAAGCCUACAUAUUGCGUAAAAACAAAAGAACCGUAAUGUAUCUUGGGAACCAGUGACAGCAUACUUUGUCACAGCAGAAACGACAUCUGGCAGUUGUAAAUUCUUGACUGCAUUUGUGGAUUUUUUUUUGUGUACAUGUGUGUAUUCACUACCUACUGAUGAGUGGACGAGUGCCAAGCUUUCGUGCAUUGAGAAGGCAGUAUAGCUUGCGCUGUAUACAUUUCAAUAAUACAUAGGACUGCACUGAAUGUCAUGUAUAGUACGACUUAUGGCCAAUGGAUUGCUGAUUUGUGUAGAUAAAUUGCACGCGCCAUGUGGAUUUUUUAUUAUUGCGGCACCCCUUGAACAACAAGUACGCUUAUUGCCGAGUAUAGUAUUUUUUUUUUUUGUAAAUACUGCAUACUUUGCCCAAAGAAUAAUAAAAA